CAUAACAUAACAAAUGUCAACAGUUUGUUUAUAAACUUGAAACCUUUUAAACAAAAGCCCGAAAAAUGAAUUGUUUGCGUAUUCUUUGAGAGUAAACUACAUUUUUUGGAUGAAAUGAAUGCCCGAUGUCGCUUGUGUGCCGAAUGUUCGGCCAAGAACAUGUCUAUCUUUGGAAACGUGGAAUUGUGUGAGAAAAUAUUCCGUUUAUUUCAGGUUAAGAUAUCGGCCCCUGACGAUUUACCGACUUGCCUUUGCGGCAAAUGUUAUGAUAUGGUAGAGAAAGUGUGGAGCUUCCACGACCAAGUACAAAAAGCACAGGACGUCCUCAGGGAACUUGCUUAUGGGGUGCCCAAUAUCCUUUCGAGUCAGAAUGCCUUGGAAGACCAAAGUAGUCAAGUAGUCUCAAUAGUUCAAAAUGAAAUGAUAGAGAAUGGAGAAAGAUCUAUGGUGGAGUUUCAUUAUAUAGAUUGCAAGAAUAUACUGAAGUGUGAUUAUCCUAAUGAUGGGGGCAAUGUAUCGGAGGGGUCAGCUCAGUCACAUUGUGAGAAAAAGAAGAAUAAGACUAAGAAAAAGUGUAUGAAGAAAAAACAAGAGAUUAUAAAAGUAGUCACAGUGCCUGACAUUGAGUUUAAUAUACAUGAAGAUGGUAGUGUAGUACCAAAAAACAAUCCAGAAGGCUGGAACUCAUAUCCUUGGACAUGUUGUGACUGUGAUUUGGUGUUUUCACUUUCUGACGAAUUGAAGGAGCAUUGGGUUAACACUCAUGAAGCGCCUGCUCGUUUUGUAUGUGCAGAUUGUUCUAAAACAUACACAAAAUAUGGUACUUUUAUAGUUCAUGUACGUCAGCAUAGGCCGCAUUUAACGCUGACAUGUGAUGUGUGUCUUAAGUGGUUUACGACAGCAGACGAUCAGGAAAAUCAUCGCGUUAACCAUCACAAUGACGAGAGACCCCAUACGUGUGCCACAUGCGGGAAAAGAUUCCGUAUGCAGUCAGCUUUAUUGUUGCACGUCAGGUCUCAUCUACCAGCAGACAUAAAGAAUAGGUAUCAAUGUGACGAGUGCCCUAAAAAGUUCGGCACAAAACCGAACCUGAUGGCUCACAAAAGGAUCCAUACUGGCGUAAGAGCUUAUACCUGUGAUCAGUGCGGAAAAGGGUUUAUUCAGAAAGGUAACCUUGACAAUCAUAUGUUGACGCAUACAGCAGCCAGACCAUACAGUUGUACGAUUUGUUCUAAGUCCUUUAAAACGUCUAUAAGAUUAAGGAAGCACGCGUCAGUGCAUUCUGGACUGAAACCUCACAAGUGUGAUGUUUGCGGCAGGGAGUUCAGAGAAAGAGGAACUCUCAAAGAGCAUAUUAGGAUACAUACAGGGGCUAUGCCUUUUACAUGCGAGUUCUGUGGUAAAUGCUUCAGGUUCAAAGGAGUUCUGACAACUCAUAGAAGGCAGCAUACAGGCGAACGUCCGUACUCAUGCGAAGAGUGCCAGCACCACUUCACGAACUGGCCGAACUACAACAAGCACAUGAAGCGGCGGCAUGGCAUCAACACGAGCGCCACUUGCCGCACCAAACAGGAGAUCCCGCCCACUGGGAUGCCGACCAAUCGCGAGAUGACCUCGCAACAGCCGGCUGGAAAUGCUCACCAAUCGCAGCAGGCGGCGACGCCUACCGUCAUCAGUGCUGUCCCAGAUCAGUUCGUUGGACAUCAACAGAUGGUGACACAGACGUACAUAGCAGAACCCGCCCAGUUUAUAUCUCCACCACCACCACAACAGCAUUUACUUGGUUUCUGUUAUUUUUCAUUAAACUCAUAGAUCUACAAAAAUCAAUCAUUGCUGUUAAAGCUUUACAGAAACGUGGAUUCUAUCUUCUAUGGCAAACUAAUGUAAAGAUUGUGAUAUAUUCCUUAAUUAAGUCUUAUUUCUAUGCACGUUUUGUUAGUUUUAAGUGUGUUCUUUAUUUAUAUAAACUAAUUUAUACUGUCUUGUUUAAAAAACGUAAAAUAAUGAUCUAGAAAACGGAUGUAUUAAAAUUGAAUCUGUCAGAACAAAAACCACUCGAGUCCAGUUAUUUGAAAACAUGAUUUUUUUGCUGGAAACGCGUCAUUAAAGGUAGAUGCAUAUUCAUCUCAUAUCACUACAUUCCUUCCCAUUCAAAUAGCACUGCGUAAUAUAAGAUCGGUGCAAAAACAUCGUAAGUCCAGGACAUACCUGGUUUUUGUACGCGCUAAUCGACCGCGAGUACUUGAAUCUGCCAUUUCGAAAACAGUACCUGUAUUGUUUUAUUUUGAUAUAUGCAACAAAAUAUCAAUUUUAAAUUCAGUUUGUUGUGAUUGCCGAUUAUUGAAGAAAAUUGAAUGAAUAAAUCUAUGUACUUUCUCACAACAGUCGAUCCAUGGUUUGGAUGUAAAACAAGUUGUUCAGUUGCCCUAUGUACCCUAAAUAAUGUACUAAAACAUGCAAAAUUAAACUGCUUAGCAUGUUAAUAAGUCAAUAUUUAAGUGUCAUAUUCAAUAAUGUGCAAUUAAAAUUAGUCAUUUUCACGAGUAUCCAUUAUGGUAGAAUAACGACCGAUUAUCUAGUAAGAUUUCAAAAUUCCCCAUAUUGACAAAUGACAUAAUAAUUCUGACGGAUCCGUCAACGCCAGGUAGACUCUUACUCUGAAGGAGGCUGUGACAGACCCGUAUCUUGUUUUGAAUAGUGAAUCGGAUGUAAAUCUAGUAAAACUUGUUUGUAGCGUUUUGUUUUUUAUAAGCAAAUAAGCUUUUCUCAGUGAAAGAGCUAGUAGAAGUACAAAAUGAAUUUGUAGCAUACAAAAAACCAAAACAAAAUACGGCUCUGUCUACCUGGCGUUGACGGAUCCGUCAGAAUUAUGUGUCCUGUGUCAUUAUGGGGAAUUUUCAAGUAUUACUGGAUAACCAGCUGUCAUUCAACCAUGAAACAUAGUAAGACGUCAAAACGUGAUGAAUACUCGUAAAAUAGUGUUUAUUAACGAUUUUUUUCUCAAAUUAUAUACCACUAAGCCUAUUUCCUGCUAAAACAAGCUAAGUCCAUACCUUUUUUUUUGGGCCUUUAAUAUACCAUGAAGGUUAUAUAAAUUUUAAUCUUUCAGAACCUAAAACUACAUUAAACCCAAAAAAGUACCAAAAAAAACUGGUUUAUUUGUCAGUGGUCACCUGAAAAAUUCAAAUUAUGGAACUUUGCAGUUUUUGCACUGACUGAUUCAGUUGAUAAGUUUUAUCAAUUUUUGUACAGUAUUUAUGAAAAUA
Acanthoscelides obtectus is the source of this 3266-nucleotide messenger RNA. NCBI's taxonomy places the organism in Eukaryota, Metazoa, Arthropoda, Insecta, Coleoptera, Chrysomelidae. The record is from the annotation of a GenBank genome assembly.